CCUCUCUCCUCCACUUUCAUCAACUCUGAUUUCAAAGAUUACUCGAAGAGAUUAGCCAUGGAAGGUUCAAUUACAAAACACUUUCUCUACUCUUUUGUCUUUCUACUAGCCAUUACUUCAUACAUCAACUCAAGCUCAGCCGAUACUCGAUUCCUCUAUCGUAGUUCCCCUAAAACUGCCAACACAGAGUUCAUUAAAACAUCUUGUAGCUCCACAAAAUAUCCCAAACUUUGCUAUACAUCCCUUGUUGGCCAUGCCAGCUUAAUCCGAACUAGUCCUAAGCUCCUUGCCCAUACAGCCCUCAAUGUGACUCUUGCAACAACUAAAUCGACGUCGGCUGUCAUGUUGAAGAUGUCGAAAGACUCCGGGAUGAACCCUAGAGAGGUGGAUGCCAUGCAAGAUUGCCUAGAGGAGUUGAGUGAUUCAGUUGAUGAGCUCAGAAGGUCUAUUGGGGAGAUGGGGCAAAUAAAAGCUUCUAAUUUUGAGGUUAUGAUGAGUGAUAUAGAGACUUGGGUUAGUGCUGCUUUGACAGAUGAAAGUACUUGCAGUGAUGGAUUUAAACGUAACACAGUGAAUGGGAAAAUUGUGAGAAGCAGAAUUGUGAAAAUUGCUCAUAUGACCAGCAAUGCCUUGGCUUUGAUCAAUAGCUAUGCUUCUGUUCAUUCUUAGUAAUGAUAAGAAUUAGACAAAAUGUGAGAGGUUUAGAUACCUCAUAGUUAGUACGUACAACUGUUAUUGAGGUGGAUUUCUAUAUAUUUGCAGAAUGUGUGUACUAUAUUGUAAUUGAAUUUAUGCAAACUAUAAGUUUCUUGCCA
Messenger RNA from Mangifera indica (mango), 815 nucleotides. Its product is annotated as 21 kDa protein-like. The record is from RefSeq and is a predicted model, not a curated record. Gene Ontology annotation, molecular function: enzyme inhibitor activity. The transcript has a single exon. The coding region runs from base 58 to 669 and encodes 203 amino acids. Lineage: Eukaryota; Viridiplantae; Streptophyta; Magnoliopsida; Sapindales; Anacardiaceae. Gene Ontology annotation, biological process: negative regulation of catalytic activity.